Molecule: messenger RNA, 2783 nt
Organism: Chinchilla lanigera (long-tailed chinchilla)
Lineage: Eukaryota; Metazoa; Chordata; Mammalia; Rodentia; Chinchillidae
Gene: Cnot3
Product: CCR4-NOT transcription complex, subunit 3
Exons: 18
Coding region: 301-2532 (743 amino acids)
Biological process (GO): nuclear-transcribed mRNA poly(A) tail shortening; regulation of DNA-templated transcription; regulation of stem cell population maintenance
Cellular component (GO): nucleus; P-body; CCR4-NOT core complex
Source: RefSeq, a predicted model, not a curated record
CCGCCAUCUUGGACCGGGCCCGGUCAGCUUCCGCGGAGCCAUCGGCCGACGCCGCUGCCUCCCUUGAGUCCCGACCCCCGUCGUCAGAACAACCCCGGACCCACUCCCCCCGCCCCACUUCCGCUUCGCGCCGCUCUCGCGCAGCGCCCGAGGGUCCGGGGCGCCAGAAAACGGCGGCGGGCGUUCGCCUCCCCCGCCUGUCGCGAUAGCUCCUCAGCGGCGGCGCCAGCUCCUGUGCAGCCUCCAGCAGCGGCCGAGCCGGGGAGAGUAUGAAGAGAGCGCAUCUGUAGGCCAGGGAAGAUGGCGGACAAGCGCAAACUCCAAGGUGAGAUUGAUCGCUGCCUGAAGAAGGUGUCCGAAGGCGUGGAGCAGUUUGAAGACAUUUGGCAGAAGCUCCACAACGCAGCCAAUGCGAAUCAGAAGGAGAAGUAUGAGGCCGACCUGAAGAAGGAGAUUAAGAAGCUACAACGGCUGAGGGACCAGAUCAAGACAUGGGUAGCCUCCAACGAGAUCAAGGACAAGCGGCAGCUUAUCGACAACCGCAAGCUCAUCGAGACGCAAAUGGAACGGUUCAAGGUUGUGGAGCGAGAGACCAAGACCAAAGCUUACAGCAAGGAGGGCCUGGGCCUGGCCCAGAAGGUGGACCCUGCCCAGAAGGAGAAGGAAGAGGUUGGCCAGUGGCUCACGAACACCAUCGACACCCUGAACAUGCAGGUGGACCAGUUUGAGAGCGAGGUGGAGUCCCUGUCGGUGCAGACGCGCAAGAAGAAGGGCGACAAGGAUAAGCAGGACCGGAUCGAGGGCCUGAAGCGGCACAUCGAGAAGCACCGCUACCACGUGCGCAUGCUGGAGACCAUCCUGCGCAUGCUGGACAACGACUCCAUCCUCGUGGACGCCAUCCGCAAGAUCAAGGAUGACGUCGAGUACUAUGUCGACUCGUCCCAGGACCCCGACUUCGAGGAGAACGAGUUUCUCUACGAUGACCUGGACCUCGAGGACAUUCCGCAGGCGCUGGUCGCCACCUCCCCGCCGAGCCACAGCCACAUGGAGGACGAGAUCUUCAAUCAGUCCAGCAGCACGCCCACCUCCACCACGUCCAGCUCGCCCAUCCCACCCAGCCCGGCCAACUGCACCACGGAGAACUCUGAAGACGACAAGAAGCGGGGGCGCUCCACAGACAGCGAGGUCAGCCAGUCUCCAGCCAAAAACGGCUCCAAGCCUGUCCACAGCAGCCAGCACCCCCAGUCCCCAGCUGUGCCGCCCACUUACCCCUCGGGGCCCCUGCCCGCCACCUCCACCUUGAGCGCCACCCCUGGCAACAAUGGGGCCUCUGCCCCCACAGCACCGCCAAGUGCCCUGGGCCCCAAGGCCAGCCCAGCUCCCAGUCAUACUUCGGGCACCCCUGCCCCCUAUGCACAGGCCGUGGCCCCGCCUGCUGCCAGCGGGCCUGGUAGUGCCCAGCCCCGGCCCCCCAGCGCCCAGCCCAGCGGCGGGAGUGGCGGAAGUGCUGGAGGCAGCGGCGGUGGGGCUAGCAAGCAGAACGGCGCCUCCAGCUACAGCUCCGUUGUGGCAGACAGCCCUGCAGAGGUGGCCCUGAGCGGCAGCGGGGGCAGCAGCACCAGCAGCCAGGCCCUGGGCCCCGCCUCAGGCGCACACAACCCGCCUCCCAGCUCCGCGAAGGACUCCAGUGCAGCUGCCCCGACGGGGGCUGGGGGUGUGGCCCCCGGCUCAGGGAACAAUUCUGGGGGCCCCAGCCUCCUGGUGCCGCUGCCUGUGAACCCCCCCAGCUCUCCGACGCCCAGCUUCAGCGAGGGCAAGGCGGCUGGGGCCCUGCUCAAUGGGCCCCCGCAGUUCAGCAGCGCCCCGGAGAUCAAGGCCCCCGAGCCCCUGAGCUCCCUGAAGUCCAUGGCCGAGCGCGCGGCCAUCAGUUCGGGCAUCGAGGACCCCGUGCCAACGCUGCACCUGACGGAGCGAGACAUCAUCCUGAGCAGCACCUCGGCUCCCCCCGCCUCGGCCCAGCCGCCCCUGCAGCUGUCUGAGGUGAACAUCCCGCUGUCUCUGGGUGUGUGCCCGCUGGGACCGGUGCCCCUCACCAAGGAGCAGCUCUACCAGCAGGCCAUGGAGGAGGCCGCCUGGCACCACAUGCCGCACCCCUCCGACUCCGAGCGCAUCCGGCAGUACCUGCCCCGGAACCCCUGCCCGACGCCCCCCUACCACCACCAGAUGCCGCCCCCGCACUCGGACACUGUGGAGUUCUACCAGCGCCUGUCCACCGAGACGCUCUUCUUCAUCUUCUACUAUCUGGAGGGCACUAAGGCACAGUACUUGGCGGCCAAGGCCCUGAAGAAGCAGUCGUGGCGGUUCCACACCAAGUACAUGAUGUGGUUCCAGAGGCACGAGGAGCCCAAGACCAUCACCGACGAGUUCGAGCAGGGCACCUACAUCUACUUCGACUACGAGAAGUGGGGCCAGCGCAAGAAGGAAGGCUUCACCUUCGAGUACCGCUACCUGGAGGACCGGGACCUCCAGUGACACCGGGCCCCACCCGACCCUCCCCGCAUGCUGACGCCCCGCCCAGGUGAGGGCCCUGCCCCACGACGGGGAGGCCCAGGCCACGGGCACCCCCUCCCCAGGAAGCUGGGAGGGGGCCGGGAGGUCCUCUCAGCCCCACCCUGGGGCCCAGGGGCGAGGCCUGCCCCCUCCUCCCCUCCCCAGUGAGGGACAUUUUUUGGUAAACCUAUUUUCAUUUUGGAAAAUAUUUAUGAAUAAAUAGUUUUAUAUGA